ACCACCAUAGCCGUUGGUGCAGUGAUCACAACCCACAGCAACCACAGCGCAACCACAGCAAGCAAGGCUAAGCUUACGGGCUUUCCUCUCCAGCUUCACCCACCCACCACCACCUGAUCUCCGGUCUCGUUCCUCUCUCCAUCUCCAUCUUCCUCUCCCCCCUCCCUCGCUCCCUCCUCGCAAGCCAACCAACCAACCAACCAACCAAGACCAUGGGCACCAUCAGCGAAGCUAUUGAGCGCUCCCAUGUGCAGUGGGCCGAUAUGGGCCCCCGCGUCUGGUUCCUCGCCUCGUCCCCCGCGUCCACCGAUCUCCAGCACACCGUUGUCCCCGCCAGCGCCCUCAGCAUCCUUCGCCGCAGCAAGGACAUUGUUCUUCUCCCAGGAAACCACGACUCCACCCGCGACUUUGUCGACUUUUGCAAGGAACUCCUCAACCUCGACGACAGCCAGGUCAUCUACACGGAGGAUGCGGGCCCGUUUAUGGUGGAGAGCCACCACGGCGGCGCCGUCAAGUGCCUGGAAACGCUUUUGCAGCAGCAGACCAAGAGCGAUGGCGAGACGUACAUGCUCGUCCCUCGCAAGCUCACCGUGUCUACCAAGAAAUGGCUGCCACGCCUGCAGGAAAAGGGAUUGCUUGUCUUCGCCGAGGGCACACCCUCACUCAAGCACUCCUCGGCUGCCAUCCUCUACCGCGCCGCCACCGACAUGGACACCCCCUCGCUGCUGGAGGAGGUGUGCCCGGGCGUGAAGGUGCCGGAGGGGUACGUGUGCACCAACAUCGAAGAACUCCUUGACGCAUACUCGCGCCUGGAGUCCAACACGCAGCGCGACAAGUGGACGGGCACGGUUGAGCUCAUGCCCAUCAAGGCCCUCGGCGGUGCCGGCCGCAUCCGCGUCGGCUCCGAGCAGGAACUGCGCAUGUACGACUUCCCGCUUGGCGACGUGGUGAUGAAGACGGCGGUGACGAUCGACAGUAGCAUGGACAACAGCCCCUGCACGGUGUACAUCGGCUUCCUGCAAGGCAAGCUCCUGCCGCCCGUGGAGGUGCUCCGCAACUCCAACGCCUUCACCGUCGCCAUUCGCUCCUGCCGGCUGGACCAGAAGCUGCAGACGAAGAUGGUGGACUGGUGCACGGAGGUGCUGAAGAAGACGCGCCUCAACGCGCAGGGCGUCGGCACAUUCGAGCUCCUCAUCAACGACGGCGAGCCCGUCCUGCACAACGUCACCUCCGGCUUUGAGAACGAGCACUUUCCUCUCCUCUUUGCGCAGAAGUACGCGCCCACGUCCCGCUUUUACGCGUGGACGUUCACCCCGGCCCAGACCCUCGACGUGUGGACCUUCUGGUACCGCCUCUACGACUCGGGCGUGAAUUUCCGUCCGGGCAAGAAGCGCUCAACCAACGGCGUGUUCCCGCUCGUCUUCCAGAAGGAGCAGCAGUCCUGGUUCAUCGCUGUGGGCGACACCGACGAGAAGGUCGAGGCCCACUACAAAGUUGCGGACCAGCACCUGCGGGAGGGCGUGAUUGAGGAAUCGCUCGAGCGCGUCGGCCUUGAGGAGUCCGUGCGCCGCAUCUGGUGCGGAAGUGCCCGCCCAGAGUACCGCCGCGAGACACAGCGCUACAACCUUCCAAACAGGUGCAUGUCGCUGGUGCGCAAGGAUCUCGACUUUGUCAUCCUGCCGGGCAACCACACGCUCACGCGCGAGUACUGGGAGUUUGUGCGCGAUGUCAAGGGGUUGAGCGAGGACCAGGCCAUCUUCACCAGCAACGAGCACUUUGUCAUGGACGAUGACAUUGAUGACGACAUUGUGGGCCGCAUCAAGGCCAUUGUCACCACCCACCCCAAGGACAAGUUCUGCCUGGUGCCCUACUGCGUCACCGCCAACUUUGAGCGCUGGUCCACGCAGCUGAAAGAGGUGGGCGUGACCGUCUUUGGCGAAGAGUUUGACUGGGUUGAGCAGUUUGGUCACAAGGGCAUCCUGCACCGCCGCGUCGACGCACUGGACAAGCCGUCCAUCAUGGAGGAGAUUGCGCCCAACGUCCGCGUUGCGCGCGGGUACACGUGCAGCACGCGCGAAGAGCUGCUCAAGGCGUGGGAGAUGCUCGAGUGCGAGACGGUGGUGGUCAAGCCCGUGUUUGGCGCCGCCGGCGAAGGCAUCCUCUUUGUGUCCGACGUGGAGGAACUCAAGUCCUACGAUUUCGCCAUGGGCGACGUGAUUUUGGAGGAGUUUUUGAACCUCGACAGGACUGCCGAUGGCAUCGUGCUCUCCCCAGCCGUCCACUACCUUGGGCCCACCGUGUUUGGAAAGGGGCUUGUCGACCAGAUUAUGGUUGGCACGGGCUACGCAGGAUGGCGCAAGUCGCAGGCCACCCGCAGCUUCCAGACGACGUGCAGCCGCGCCGUGAACAAGGUGCUCAAGGCAAUCAAGCCCAAGGGCCCCGGCGGCUUUGACUUCCUCAGUGUUGAGGGCAUGCCCUUCCUCACGGACGUCAACACGGGCCGCUUCAACGGCGCCCACUACCCAAAGCUCUUCCUCGAGGCAAACUGCCCUGACAAGAGCUUCAUGGUGUUCAAGCACAAGCCGCCGGCCAACCUCAAGGUCAAGCAGUUCUGGCACCGCCUGCAGAGCGCAGACAUCGCCUUCACCCCUGGCGAGACAGAGUCGGGCGUGUACCCGCUCGUGUACCUGCGCGGCCUCUCUGGUCUCUUCAUUGCCGUCGCCAAGACAGACAGGGAGGCAACACAGCUCUACCAGCAGGCGAAGGCGUGCCUGACAGAGCGCCAGCCCAUCCCCAAGCGCGACCUUGCACAGAGCGCGAGCGUGUCGUCGUCGCUGCGCAUGACGCUUCUCAAGAACCCGGAUGCCAUCUACUCGCCAGACCCGCUCAAUUAUGCCGGCGUGCUGCUUGCUGGCCGCCACAUUGUUGCGCUGCUCAACGAGGCCGACACGAAGAAGUACGAGGAUGUCAUCACCGCCUGCAACGGCACUGUCAUUGACGCAAAGGGCCUCGUUGUCGUGCCCGGUUUCAUCGACCCGCACGUGCACAUCACGGGCGGCGGCGGCGAGAUGGGCCCAUCCUCCCGCACCCCAGAGAUGCAGCUCUCCACCCUCGUCUCCGCAGGCAUCACCACCGUUGUCGGCGUCACGGGCACGGACUCUGUCUCGCGCAGCCUUGAGAACCUGCUCACCAAGGCGCGCGCCCUCAACCAGGAGGGGCUCACAGCCUACUUCUGGUCGGGCGCAUAUCGCGUGCCGACCCCGACCAUCACGGGCACCAUCAGCCGAGACAUCUGCCUGAUUGAGCAGUGCAUUGGCGUGGGCGAGAUUGCUGUUGGCGACCACCGCGGCUCCCAGCCCUCCGUCCACGACCUCGAGGUCCUCGGAAGCGAGUGCCGUGUUGGUGGCAUGCUUGCAAACAAGGCUGGCGUGGUGCAUGUGCACAUGGGCAACAACCCUGGCGGCAUCCCGCUGCUGCGCUCUGCGGUGAUGGCCUCUGCCCUGCCCAUCACGUGCUUCUACCCAACACACAUGAGCCGCAACAAGGAGCUUGUGGAGGAGGGUGCACGCUGGAUCAAGGAGGGCGGAUACGUCGACUUUACCGCCCGCUCCAGAGACACCAUCAGCGCGCUGACGCGGUACUUUGCAUCUGGGGUGAACCUGGACCGGGUGACGGUGUCCUCGGAUGCCGGAGGGUCGUUCCCAACCUUUGACGAGCAAGGCAACCUCCUGCGCUAUGGCAUGCUGGACCCCAAGUGCCUGCUCAAGCUGGUGAAGAAGCUGCACUUUGACCUUCAGUGGCCCCUACAGCGCAUCCUGCCGCUGAUGACGCGCAACACGGCGGACGUGCUCCGCUUCGACACCAAGGGCACCAUCUCCGUGGGCAAGGACGCUGACCUGCUGCUGCUUGAUGCAGACUCGCUGGAGAUUUCGCACGUCUUUGCCCUGGGCGAGCUCAUGAAGAGCCCAAACUUUGUCAAGAAGGGCAUGUUCGAGGAGUGACACGUGUCAUGGCGUGAAUGACAUGACCUGAUUCUGUUUGCUGUUGUUGUGUGCAUGUGUGUAUGACAUGUGUGUGGAUGAUGUGUGUGGAUGACGUGUGUGGAUGACAUGACGGGGUGCUUGUUGUUGUCAAUUCGUUCGUCUUGUUGCUUGCUUAAUCUUCUUCCAAAAUGAAAAUUGAUGGAAUCAUUCAGUAAUUUUCAGC
Salpingoeca rosetta is the source of this 4206-nucleotide messenger RNA. Its product is annotated as isoaspartyl dipeptidase. Gene Ontology annotation, molecular function: beta-aspartyl-peptidase activity; hydrolase activity, acting on carbon-nitrogen (but not peptide) bonds. The transcript is spliced from 13 exons. NCBI's taxonomy places the organism in Eukaryota, Choanoflagellata, Craspedida, Salpingoecidae. The coding region runs from base 213 to 4001 and encodes 1262 amino acids. The record is from RefSeq and is a predicted model, not a curated record.